Molecule: messenger RNA, 4165 nt
Organism: Macroventuria anomochaeta
Lineage: Eukaryota; Fungi; Ascomycota; Dothideomycetes; Pleosporales; Didymellaceae
Product: 5-oxoprolinase
Exons: 3
Coding region: 8-4165 (1385 amino acids)
Biological process (GO): glutathione metabolic process
Cellular component (GO): cytosol
Molecular function (GO): 5-oxoprolinase (ATP-hydrolyzing) activity
Source: RefSeq, a predicted model, not a curated record
CUUCAGCAUGGCAGACGUCAAGAAAGAGGGGCGGGGUAUCCGCAUCGCGAUAGACCGCGGGGGCACCUUCACAGACUGCGUGGGCAACCCCGGGUCCGGCAAGAUGGAAGACGACGUGGUCAUCAAGCUGCUGUCGGUCGACCCUGCCAACUACGACGACGCGCCGCUCGAAGGCAUUCGCCGCCUGCUGGAGCGCUUCACGGGCACCGAAAUCCCGCGCGGGCAGCCCCUCGACACAACCAAGAUCGAGAGCAUACGCAUGGGCACCACCGUGGCAACUAACGCCCUGCUGGAGCGCAAGGGCGAGGACAUGGCUAUGGUCGUCACCAAGGGCUUCAAGGACUGCCUGGAGAUUGGCAAUCAGAGCCGCCCCAACAUCUUUGCGCUUGACAUCCGAAAGCCCGAGGUGCUGUAUAAGCGCGUCGUCGAGAUUAAUGAGCGUGUGACGCUGGAAGAUUACGCUGAGGAUCCGGAGCGCAACCAGACCGACGCCAAGAGCAUAGAAGAGGCAGGCGCGAACGCUGAUCUCGUCAAGGGUCUGUCUGGCGAGACGGUGCGCAUUCUGCAGCGCCCGCAGGAGGACGCCGUUAGGACGCAGCUGCAGGAGGUGUACGACAGCGGCAUCAAGAGCAUCGCUGUGUGUCUGAUGCACGGAUACACGUACCCUCACCAUGAGGCCCUAGUUGGAAAGAUCGCUAAGGACAUAGGCUUCGAGCACGUCAGUCUAAGUCACGCGCUUAUGCCCAUGAUCAAGCUUGUGCCCAGAGCGACCUCGGCCUGCGCAGAUGCAUACCUCACCCCUGCUAUCCGCAAAUACAUCGACGGCUUCUCCAAGGGCUUCCAGGGCGGUCUAGGGUCAGAGAGCGUGAAACGUGACGAGGGUACCAAGGGCGCACGCUGCGAGUUCAUGCAGUCUGAUGGCGGUCUGGUAGACGUUGACAUCUUCUCUGGGCUGAAGGCUAUUCUGUCUGGUCCUGCUGGUGGUGUCGUUGGCUAUGCGCUGACAUCGUACGAUCCAGAGACCAAGACACCUGUCAUUGGCUUCGAUAUGGGUGGCACAAGUACGGACGUGAGCAGAUACGGCGCUGGACGCUACGAUCACGUCUUCGAGACCACUACCGCUGGCGUUACUAUCCAGUCACCGCAACUUGACAUCAACACAGUGGCGGCAGGCGGCGGCUCACGAUUGUUCUGGAAGAAUGGCUUGUUCGUUGUUGGCCCUGAGUCUGCUAGUGCUCACCCAGGUCCGGCAUGUUACCGCAAGGGUGGUCCACUGACUAUCACUGACGCGAACUUGUUCCUCGGCCGCUUGUUACCUGACUUUUUCCCUAAGAUCUUCGGCAAGAACGAAGAUGAGGGUCUCGAUGCAGAUGCGAGUGAGAAGCUGUUCAAAGAGCUGGCCGAACAGAUCAAUAAGGAGGUAGCAGGAGGCAGCAAGGAGAAGGAGAUGUCGCUGGACGACAUCGCCAAUGGCUUCAUCAAGAUCGCUAACGAGACAAUGACUCGACCCAUCCGCAGUUUGACUGAGGCACGAGGACACGACACAUCAAAGCACAGGCUAGCGACGUUCGGUGGAGCUGGUGGACAGCAUGCUGUCGCUAUUGCCGAAGCGCUCGGCAUAUCACAGAUUCUCGUUCAUAGGUACUCUUCAGUGUUGUCAGCAUACGGAAUGGCGCUAGCAGAUGUUGUAGACGAGCGACAAGAGCCAGAGUCGAAGGUUUGGUCUGACGACCAAGAAGUACGUCAAUACCUGCAAAAGAAGAUGGGAGAUCUCAAAUCAAAGUCUACCGAGACAUUGAAAGGCCAGGGCUUCGACGAGCACAGUGUCCACUUUGAAGAGUACCUCAAUCUGCGCUACCGUGGCACCGAAUCUGCUCUUAUGAUCAUCAAGCCGACCAAAGAAGAAGCCGAGAAGGAGUACGAUGGUGAUGACUGGGCAUUCGGUAAAGCCUUCGUCAAGCAGCACGAACAGGAGUUUGGCUUCACCUUGCCAGACCGCGACAUCAUCGUUGACGAUGUGCGUGCUCGAGGCAUCGGAAAGACAUUUGAAGGCCUCGAGAAGACCGUCGACCAGCAGCUCAAGGAGAUCAAGCCCAAUGAUCUAUCUAAGGAUGAGAAGCGAUACGACACGCGCAAGGUUUUUUUCGAAGGUGGUCGGCAAGAUACUUCAGUCUACAAGCUUGAGGACCUUGAAGUCGGCGACCGCAUCAAGGGUCCGGCGAUCAUUGCAGAUGGCACUCAGACGAUCGUUGUUACUCCUGGCGCAUCAGCAUUGGUCAUCCACACUCACGUCGUGAUCAACAUCGGCGAGAGCGAUGGUAGCGAGAAAGAGAUCAGCACGAAAGAAGUGGAUCCAAUCCUGCUGAGUAUCUUUGCUCAUAGGUUCAUGGCCAUUGCAGAGCAGAUGGGUCGCGCCUUGCAGAAGACAAGUGUAUCAACGAACGUCAAGGAGCGUCUCGACUACUCGUGUGCGCUUUUUGACGCCGAGGGUGGGCUUGUAGCCAACGCACCCCAUUUGCCCGUUCAUCUCGGCAGUAUGUCCACUUGCGUCCGAAAACAAGCCACAAUUUGGAAAGGCAAGCUCAAGAAGGGCGAUGUCCUUGUGUCCAACCACCCAAUGUUUGGUGGCACACACUUGCCCGACAUUACUGUCAUCACUCCGGCCUUCAGCGGCGACAACAUCAUCUUCUACGUCGCUUCUCGAGCCCAUCACGCUGACAUUGGCGGUAUCCUGCCCGGUUCCAUGCCUCCCUCGUCGAAAGAGCUCUACCAAGAAGGCGCCGCAAUCAAGAGCGAAAAGCUUGUCUCAGAAGGCCACUUCAACGAGAAGCGCAUCAUCGAGCUGCUCUCAGAAGAACCUGCCCAGUACCCAGGAUGCUCCGGCACCCGCUGUCUGAGCGACAAUCUCAGCGACCUGAAAGCCCAGAUCGCCGCCAACCAAAAGGGCAUCAACCUAAUCAGCACCCUCAUGUCUGACUACGGCGAGCAAGUCGUCAAAUUCUACAUGACCAACAUCCAAGCCAACGCCGAAUCCUCCGUGCGCCAGCUGCUCAAAGGAGUCUACAAGCGCUUCGAAGGCCAGGACCUGUCCGCCGAGGAGUUCAUGGACGACGGCUCCCCGAUUCGACUCAAAGUCACCAUCGACGCAGAAGAGGGCGAGGCCGUGUUUGACUUCAGCGGCACCGGUCCAGAAGUCUACGGCAACAUCAACGCGCCCGAAGCUGUAACCUACAGCGCAAUAAUCUACUGCCUACGCUGUCUAAUCAGCGAAGACAUUCCUUUAAAUCAAGGCUGCCUGAAACCAAUCCACGUCCUGAUCCCUAAAAAAUCCUUCCUCUCGCCAUCUGACAACGCAGCGGUGGUGGGCGGCAACGUGCUAACCUCCCAGCGCGUUACCGACGUCGUGCUUAAAGCGUUCCGCGCCUGCGCAGCGAGCCAGGGCGACACGAACAACCUGACCUUCGGCUUUGGCGGGCUGUCCAGCGGCGAGGGCGGCAGCCCGCGCAAAGAGACCAAGGGAUUCGGAUACUACGAGACCAUCGCGGGUGGUUCGGGUGCAGGACCGACGUGGAACGGGACAAACGGUGUACACACACACAUGACCAACACACGCAUCACGGACUCGGAAGUCUUUGAGCGGCGAUACCCUGUGCUGCUGCGCGAGUUCUCCUUGCGACAAGGGAGUGCAGGGAGGGGUAUGCAUAUUGGCGGCGAAGGAGUGAUCAGGGAUAUCGAGUUCCGCAUCCCAGUGCAAGUUUCGAUCCUGAGUGAGCGGCGAGUGUACCAUCCCUACGGCAUGGAGGGCGGUGGGGACGCCGCGUGCGGGUUGAAUAUCUGGGCGCGCAAAGUGAACCGCAAAAUGAUUGACAAGAACUCCGAUUCUAAGAAGCCGACGGAGGAUACCGACGCGAAGACGGCUGGCAUCCAGGACAUCAGUUUGAAGGAUGCUGGGAACGAGGAUGUAGAGUAUCGGUUCAUCAACCUCGGCGCGAAGAAUACGGCGAGUAUGCAGCCCGGGGAGCGCAUUAUCAUCCACACCCCUGGCGGCGGUGGGUGGGGUAAGGAAGGGGAGGAGAGUAGGGUGGAGGAUAAGAAGGAUCCAAAGGCGGCGUGGAGGGGCGGGAGUGUGGCUGAGAGGCAGGCUACUGGGGAGGCGUCUGCAUAA